Messenger RNA from Drosophila montana, 876 nucleotides. Its product is annotated as zinc finger CCHC domain-containing protein 10. The record is from RefSeq and is a predicted model, not a curated record. The transcript has 2 exons. NCBI's taxonomy places the organism in Eukaryota, Metazoa, Arthropoda, Insecta, Diptera, Drosophilidae. The coding region runs from base 120 to 722 and encodes 200 amino acids. Gene Ontology annotation, molecular function: nucleic acid binding; zinc ion binding.
AACAAAACAAAAUAGUACCAAAACCAUUUUUACAGCUCAUACAUUUUUCUAUCUACACGUUUCUAUAAGUCUCUGUCAAAAUUGGAUCCAAAAACCGUCUCAGAGAUUAUUAUAUAAGGAUGACUUUGGUGGGGUUGGCAGCCCGCAAGCUGGCUCAAAGGCAGCGAUCCGCAAAGUUGGCCGCUGCUUUUCCAAACGGCAUUCGCUGUCAGAAAUGUCUGAAUUUGGGACACUGGAGCUACGAAUGUAAGGAAAAACGAAAAUACGUGCACCGCAGCUCACGCACAAAGCAGCUUAGCAAACAUUUAGCUGAGAAAAGCGCGAACGCCGCAGAGACUACGGCGGUCAGUAAGGCACGUUCUCCAGAUGCCGUCACUGAAGUACGUCUCGAUAGCCAGAAGCGCGUUAAGCGUAAAAGAAAGCGCAACAACAGCUCUUCAUCAUCGAGCUCUUCAGAUAGCUCGAAAGGCAGUUCAGAAUCAUCAAAUUCUGAUUCAAGCAGCAGCAGCAGCGACUCGGAUAGUUCCAGUUCCGAUGAAGACGACGAUGGCAGCUCCUCCGAUGGUGAAUCUAGUUCCUCUAGCAACAGUGAAAAUGACGACUCCAGCUCCAGCAGCAAAAGCAGUGACAGCGGCGACGAGCAGGAAAACUCAUCACCUAAGAAGAAGAAACGGCGCGAUAGCUCGGAUGAAUCGUCCGAUGGCGGUGUCGAAGAUGCGUAGAGUUGGCCCGAAUAAUAAUAACUGUAUCAAUGCGUAUAAUACAUAGCAUAGCUUUAGUAGUUUAGUUUAUUUUUUCCCCCCGAGUGCUUUCAUCAGAUUAACAAAAAAUUGCAACAUGUCAUAAUUAAUUUCUUUUAAAAUAAUCUAAGUUUAA